Messenger RNA from Nipponia nippon (crested ibis), 486 nucleotides. The record is from RefSeq and is a predicted model, not a curated record. NCBI's taxonomy places the organism in Eukaryota, Metazoa, Chordata, Aves, Pelecaniformes, Threskiornithidae.
AUGGCUCGGCCUGCUCGCAAGCUCCAAGGCGGGAAGCACACCACUUAUCUCUUCUACAUCUCCAUCAAGGCAGCCAAGGCCAGCCGAGAUCCUGCAACUAGUAGAGAGAUUUCAAAGAAAUGCUCAGAAAUAUGGAAAGCCAUGUCCAAGGAGGAGAGAAGGAAGCAUGAAGAGAUGGCAAAGCACCACAAGACAAAGCGCCCAAAGGAGAGAACAUCGAGCCCUCUAAGGGGAGUGAGGAAAAGGCAGAGAGGGCAGCAGAGCAAGAGAGUUACGUUCAGCAGAGCAAAGCAGCCGCUACCUCCUUUCUUUCUCUUCAUGGCACAGCAUCGUCCACAGCUUCAGAAAUCAAAUCCACACUGGACAGUGGUAGAAACUGUCAAGAAGUUAGGGAAAAUGUGGCACAAACAGCCAGAAGAAGACAAAGAAAUGUACAAAGAGCAGGCUGCACGGCUGAGGAGGAAAAAACAAAAGAGAAAAGCAUAG